AUGCCACGAUCAUGUUUGAGUGGACAAUGGCGGAACCGAUGCCGAAUGUUUUUGAUCAUUGCGCGUCCCCUUACCUACCGUAACCGAUGUGAUGUGUUGCAGCUUUGUUGCCUAAAAGUAGUGAAAUGUCAGACUGAAAUUAGGUCGCGUUUAUUUGCCUUAAUGGACUCGGAAAACGUGCGAUUAGCAGAUUCAUCCACUAAGAAAAACGAAAAAGCGGCACCUGCAGGCACAAGUGCUCCAUCAAAAAUGCGCAUUUUAAAUUCAAAACGAUCGGGCCGAGUUCGAAUCGUGAAUGAACUAAAACCUUUUCUUCCGUUAUUACCUGAUGUUGCUGAUAUGGAAAUAAAAGAACAAAAGCAGCUUUUUCAACAGCUCUAUUCUGCUGGAAUAGCUGCCUCGGCCUCGCUACAUAAGAUUGCAGUAUACGGAGAUCGUCAUAUGGUUAAUCUAUGGUUAACAAUGAGUGCUGCGCAACAAUUUCCCCGAUUUUGUGCCAAAUUUGGUGCUACCGCUUGUGUUGGUGGAAUAAAAGAUGAUUUGUGUAUUGAUAAUGCACAAGUUGAGAAACCUUAUGAUAUUACAGCGACCCUUCAAAAUACGCAAUUAUCUCCGAGUCAGCAAAUUCCAUUCACCUCUGAAGAUGCCGAGGCAUUGAAAACCCUUUCUCGUUCGGGCAUAUUGGAUGAUGCUGUCGAAUCGUUGCGACAGUUUCCGUCAUUGGAAGAGGACUUACUUGGUGUGAAAGAUGAUUUAGCAGCUGCGAGUCUUAUAACGCCUGAUAUAGCGGCUGCUGCUUUAUCUGCCUUUGCUGCCGCUAUCUUACGGCGGCCUCCUACACGAACAAUAGAAAGUUUAAUGGCAAGUUCGCAGGAUCCUGUAACUACAAAUGGAGGCCCCGAUUCUACGGAUGAUGAAUCGUUGGAGCUGAACCUCAGCGAGGAUGAAUCGGAAGACAAUGGUGACAUGUUAUUAAACCUCGCUGUUUCUGCUGGGUACUUAGAUCUGACUAAGGGACUGGUUGAAAUUCGAGGAAACCCGAAUUAUGUUAGUACAAAUAAUGAUCGCACACCUUUGAUGGAAGCUUGUUGUGCAGGACAUAGUGAUAUCGUUAAACAUUUGCUGGAGCAUGGUGCUGACAUGAAUGCUAUGAGUGCAACCAAGAACACUCCAUUGAUUUACGCAUCAGCUGCUGGUAACGUAGAGUGUGCGAGCUUAUUAUUGGAUUAUGGAUGUGAUAUCACAAUACGAAAUGAUAAUGGACAUUGCGCGCUCAUGGAAGCAGCCAGUUCUGGUUAUCUGGAAGUUGUUUCCCUUCUUGUUCAACGUGGAUUUCAAGUAUUACCAUGUAAUCAAAGUGACUUGAAAGUUGGAUUGGAAUCAGCUUUGACUUUAGCAGCUUACAAAGGUCAUUAUGAUGUAGUUAAGUAUUUGCUAGAACAAGGGGCCGACAAAUAUAAGGAAGAAUUACACACUGCUCUUAUGGAAGCAUCAAUGGAUGGACACUAUGAAGUGGCAAAAUUGCUGUUAGAUAAUGGUGCUCCAGUAAAUUUAGCAUCAGAUUCCUUUGAGAGCCCAUUAACUUUAGCUGCUUGCGGCGGACAUCCUGAUUUGGUGCGGCUGCUGCUGGAAAGAGGUGCUAUCGUGGAAGAAGUAAAUGAUGAGGGUUAUACGCCUUUGAUGGAAGCAAGUCGAGAAGGACAUUUAGAGGUUGUUAGAUUGUUGAUUAAAUUCGGUGCAAAAGUCAAUACACAAACUGAUGAAACUGGCGAGACUGCGUUAACACUGGCAGCUUGUGGUGGCUUCAAGGAUGUUGUAGAAUUGUUGGUGCGAAGUGAUGCGCGUCUCGAUACCGGUGCAAAUACACCCUUAAUGGAAGCUGCUCAAGAAGGACAUCUGGACACCGUUAGAUUCAUCCUUAAUGAAAUGCGUUCACUUGGUUUGCCAAUCGAUGCUACAACGACAGCAAAUAGCAAUACGGCGUUAACCUAUGCUGCAGAAAAUGGUCAUUUGGAUGAUCAUCAAGCAGAAAAUGGACGUACGGCCUUAAUGAAAGCAGCGAAAAAUGGAAAUUAUAGUGUGAUUCAAUUUCUCCUAAUGAGAGGAGCUAAGGUAAACGAAGUUUCCACAGACAAUGAUGCCAGUGCGUUAUUCCUAGCAUGUGCUCAUGGCCAUUGGGAAAUUGUUCGAUUACUGCUGGAUCAUGGAGCUGAUCCAUCUCAUGUGUUUAAAGAUGGUAUGACUUGUAUGAUCGAAGCAUCGCGGAAUGGACACACACGCGUAGCAGAAACACUUUUGAAUUGGCAUGAUGCACCUAUUGUAACGCGCACACCUCUUUUGGGGAAACCACCAGCAUUACAGAACAGCCGUUUGAAAAAGGUUGCGCGACGAACAGUGAACAAAAAGGCGACCGCAAUCAUGCAGCCAAAAAUUGAAUGUGCUGAAAAAUCAAUGAAUAACGUGACAGUCGACGUAGGUGAAAAGAUGGGAUGCAUAGAUGGAACUACAAUGUCAGCAUCAACAACGGCAGUUACAAUGGCAGGAAUGCAUUCGCAAUGUACGCAUGAUUCUCAAGUCAUAUCAGGAAUGCAUAAUCUAUCAACAAAUGCAAACGUACCAGCUCAUUUGCUUGCGCAUUAUAAUUAUCAAAAUGCGAUAAAUCCGGAUGAAUUACGGGGUAUGAUUGCGGGAAUGGCUGCUAUGGCUGCACAGUCUAAUGCGCUGCCUAAUGAUCAUUUAUUCGCGCAAAUAGCAGAAAAAGCAUUGCGUGGUACAUUUGCAAACAGUGAAAUUGCUAGCGGCUUAGCGGAUAAGAAGAUGCAUCAGCAGUUCAGUGAAUUACUGAAGCAGCAAUUUAGCAUAUUAGCAAAUCGACAGAAAGAUGCAUUGGCUGGUUUAGGAGAUGUAAACUCUCUACCAGAUUCUGAAAACGGUGGAAGUACAUCAUAUAGUCCCUCUGUUACUUCAUCUCCAUCACCUCCAAUGAUUGUGUGCUGUGAAACAACUGCGGCACACGCAGCUGUGGUACAUUCUCCCAAUUCAGCUGCAGAUAUGAGGAGAAAGGACAGUGCGUCAAACGAAAGACAAAAAAUCACCGGAGGACGUGGAACACUGCAGAAGAAAGGUGGUAAAAGCACUGUGUUAUCAGAUAGUGAACAAAGAGGUUCAUUUCCACCAACAUCUCUCAGAUUCCCAGCACCACCACCACCAGUCAUGAAUGCAAAUCUUUCGCGUGAAUCAUUUACAGAAGGAGUACCGUUGUCACCACCGAAAGUGCAGCAUUCAUUGAGACAGCAGUCACCACCAUUGCAUAAACAAAAAGUCAUAUCAGAAUCAACAGUUGGGCGACAACGCUCGAAGCCCGUUCUUGAAGCAGCUGGUGAUGAGUCAUUAGUCGACAGAAAUGCAUCACGGAAUAGAGGUAGAACAUUAAGUGAGAGCGCAAUGCAUGUUGGUGAUGGACAACAACAUACAGGUGAAAGAACAUAUGAUACAGAAAGUGAUGAAGAAAUUAGUUCUCUGCCGUUUAAUGUAGAUAUGCAGACUGAAUCAAAUCAUGACACUGCUCUUACCCUAGCCGCCACAGGUGGGCAUGACUCUCUCGUUGAACUCCUUAUUUCUCGAGGUGCUAACAUUGAGCAUAAGGAUAAAAAGGGUUUUACGCCAAUUAUAUUAGCUGCAACAGGCGGUCAUGCAAACGUUGUUGAACUACUACUAAAUCAUGGUGCUAACAUUGAAGCGCAGUCUGAUCGCACAAAGGAUACGGCCUUAUCUCUCGCCUGUUCUGGUGGACGGAAAGAGGUUGUUGAAUUACUAUUAAAACGUGGUGCUAACAAAGAACAUCGUAAUGUGAGCGACUACACACCACUUUCUUUGGCUGCCUCUGGAGGUUAUGUUGAUAUCGUGAAUUUACUUCUAAAUAAUGGUGCAGAAAUUAAUUCCCGUACUGGCUCAAAGUUAGGCAUAUCACCACUUAUGUUAGCGGCAAUGAAUGGGCACGCUGCAGCAACAAAAAUAUUACUUGAACGUGGUUCGGAUAUUAAUUCGCAUAUUGAAACAAAUCGCAAUACUGCAUUGACACUGGCAUGCUUUCAAGGUCGUACCGAUGUGGUACGAUUAUUGCUUGAAUACAACGCCAAUGUUGAGCAUCGAGCUAAGACUGGACUUACUCCAUUAAUGGAAGCAGCAAAUGGAGGUUAUGUGGAUGUUGGAGAAUUAUUAUUAACUGCUGGAGCAGAUCCAAAUACCUCACCAGUCCCUAGUAGUCGUGAUACCGCACUGACCAUUGCAGCUGACAAAGGACAUCACAAAUUUGUUGAAAUGCUGAUCCAUGCACGCGCUUCGAUUGAUGCCAGAAAUAAGAAAGGCUGUACGGCUUUAUGGUUAGCGUGUCAUGGAGGUCAUCUGGAAACUGUGCAAACACUAGUAAAGCAUGAAGCGAGUGUUGAUAUACAAGAUAAUCGUCAAGUUUCACCACUAAUCAUUGCCUUCCGAAGAGGACAUAUAAAAGUAGUAAAGUAUAUGGUACGACAUGUGACGCAAUUCCCAAAUGAUGCGGAUUGCUAUCGUUAUAUCUCCACGGUUAAUGAGAAGGAAUUACUUGCACGAUGUCACCUUUGUAUGGACAUAAUUGUUGCAGCGAAGGAUCGGCAAGCUGCGGAAGCUAAUCGUGCUGCAGAAUCUCUUCUAGAAAUUUUGGCGAGAGAGGAAGAGCAAGCUAAAUCUAAGAAACUUUCGAAACAGCGACAAAAUGAGAAGAAGAAAGCUAAGCGAAAAGCGAAGAAAAAUCAAGCUGAUGGAAAUACUGAACGAAAAGAUUCGGAUCGUAAAGAAGAUGCAUCUACCAAUAAUGGCGAGGAAUCAGCUGAUGAAGAAAAUGGCUCUGAAAAAGCAAAUAGUGCUGUAGCGGUUGAAGAAAGUAAUAUUCGUGAUUUGGAGCAUGCGCUUUUUCAAAUCGAUCCACCACGUGUACCUGCAUUGUUAUUAGACGAACACAGUGUAGACGAACACGAAGCUGUAUUGUUCCCUGAAAGUUCACUCACAAAGCGCACGGCGGUGACCGGUGUUUCUAUUGCUGGAAAAUCGUCACGACACAGAGUCCGCAAAGAAAGUGGUAAGUCUGCUGCUCCUGUGAAAUCGCCUCCACAUAAAGCGGGUAGUGGAAAUACUUCGGAUACCGAAUGGAUGAAAGCAACAUCGAGAAAGAGUGCGGGAAAAACAGUGAUGUCAGGGAAAAGUGUUAGUUCUAGCAGCACCCCAAAGGAAGACAGUGGAAGUAAUAGCAAUAGUAGCAAUGCGACAUGGAGGAAUGUCGACUCGAGCCGUCGACGUUCCGCUCGGUUGUGUGUAUCGUCAAACUCAAUAGCACGUGUUAUUGGUCGCGCAGGAGGUAAUAUCAAUGCAAUUCGCGAAGCUACCGGAGCAUACAUUGAAGUUGAGAAACAAACCGGAAAGAAGGAACAGCAUGAUCGACAAAUAACACUAAAGGGUACCGACGAUGCGUUAAGGCAAGCCGUUGAAAUGAUACAUGGUUUAAUCGAUGAUAGUGAAUGUAAUGUAGAAGAAGUGAUUCAGCGAGUGAGUAGUGCCUACAGUACCUCCAUUUCUCAGAGUGAGGAAAAUGCUAGUGGAAGUAAUUCGGCGUUAACAUUAUCUAGCACUACACCUGCAACGACAGCAUCACUUCCUCAAAAAAAGUCGCAUGCCAUCGGCACUGUAAUAUCACAUGAACCGUUGGAGAUGUCGCAUACUGCAGCAACAGGCAAGAAAACUGUCCCAUAUACUGCUACCACGAAUGUAUGGGCACAGCGGGCUGCACAACGUCAAAAUCAGAAAAUGGUUAGUGCAAUUGGUUCAGAAAAGAAGCAAAAAAUGUCAUCUGGUGCUGUAGAACAGGAAAACCCAAAUCCUGAUCAGGUACCACAACUCAAAACACCUGGAACAGUGCUUCCUCCGCCGGAGGUGCCAGUCGUGGAUAUUGCUGCUCUCAAAAUUGUGGAUGAAACGCAAAAACGUGGAGUGAAAGAAUUUUGCCGAGCACCUGGGCACGCAAGACCAACUUCUGCAUCUGCUUCAAGUCCUUCGGUCUCACCGAUUGAUAAGGGGCAAGGUAUCGUAAUUGAAAGUGGACCUUUGCGGUUUAAACUUUUCCUUGAAGGCUUGAAAUCUCCGAUUCAUGUCGGAUCUGGUAGUGCUAUAGUCUCUUCUUCGAUCGGUAUGACCAUACCAACUGAUACAAUGACUGAUAUAAAGCCUAGAAUGGAAUUAUUUGAAGCUGGACCGAAAAUUGAAUUUCCCCAAAAUAUUCCAACCACUGCUCCACUACCUUCUGCAUCAGACAUUGCUGAAAGGAAAUUGCAACCACUUCUUGGUGCAACUAAAUCGAAUUUGGACGCAAUGAAGCCGAGCUCUGUGGACCAGAAACUGUUUUCGCCAUUGGAUUCUGCUCGCCCAGGCAUCAUGUCGUCGUCGAUUGCCAAUAUUUGGGAUGAUAAUAUUGUUGACGAUAAACCUUGGACUGUUCCUACACCUACACCUUUAGUACCAGUGCAAUUGGAAGAGUUUGCAAGAAACCUCAAUGUCCAGCUACCGACUUCAACGAAACCUGCUAGAGAUUACUCGAGUUCCUGUACUACGGUUGAUCAUGUGGUCGAUUUGGCUAAAAAUAUCGCUAAUUUACGGACAUCCGAUGAUAAGCCAGUCAGUACAAGUAACGAGGCUGCGGCACGACGCACUUUCUUGGGGGAGAAUAUACAGCCCUUCGAUUUGAAUGUUCCUUUUUCAAAUCGUGACUCUGUUGAUUGGGGUAAUGUAGGACCUUUUCCAACAGAUACAUUUUCGCGUUGGAGAAAUGCUCAGUUAGAUUCAGCGCCAACUGCAGGAUCUACUCAAGAAAUCGACAGUUCUUCCUGGAUAGAUCAAGCAACCCGCCUAGCAUCUACCCGUCAGGAACAUCUACCGUUUCCACCGACAACUUCUUAUGCAGUUCCGGGAAAUUCAGCACAUGGUACGAGUUCUUUCGGAACUGAUGUAGCAAACGUCAAUCUCAGUCACCAACAACAGUCGACGCAGGCGUGGAAUCGCAUACAUUUUCAACAGGCUGCACAAGCCGCCAGUAAUGAAUAUGAAAAUUUGACGAAUCUUCUUAGCUCAUAUCGACCAGCAGCAAGUUCGCAGCAUCAACCAGUACCUUCGCAGCAGCAUCAUCAAGUACACCAGCCAAUUGUGCCAAUGGGAAAUAUUAAUUACAGUGCUGCACCUUCAGCUGUUGGACCAACUAGUUUUCGGAUACCUGCACCACGUUCCCAGAUUACAAAUACAUCGGUUCCACCGCCACCUUUCUUUAAUUCUCAAAUCCCACCACCAUCUUCUAUGUCCCACCGUGGUGUGAUUCCGGUUACGCAGUCUGCAACGAGUGCAGCGUGGCCAUCAGUUCACUUUGCUGGGCAAUCACAGACGAAUACGAUUGCUGAAAAUACGCAAUUUCCACAAUACCCUAGCACUACACGUACAAAUUGGAGUUACAAUUGGUAA
This is a messenger RNA of Acanthocheilonema viteae, 7533 nucleotides long. The record is from the annotation of a GenBank genome assembly. NCBI's taxonomy places the organism in Eukaryota, Metazoa, Nematoda, Chromadorea, Rhabditida, Onchocercidae.